Periophthalmus magnuspinnatus is the source of this 385-nucleotide messenger RNA. It is a transcript of the gene urm1, whose product is annotated as ubiquitin related modifier 1. Gene Ontology annotation, molecular function: protein tag activity. Bases 53 to 358 code for a protein of 101 amino acids. Gene Ontology annotation, cellular component: nucleus; cytoplasm. The record is from RefSeq and is a predicted model, not a curated record. Gene Ontology annotation, biological process: protein urmylation; tRNA thio-modification. NCBI's taxonomy places the organism in Eukaryota, Metazoa, Chordata, Actinopteri, Gobiiformes, Gobiidae. The transcript is spliced from 5 exons.
CUCACCCUUGACGUCACUUCCUGUUCCGUCUCCUCUCACAUGUACCAACAACAUGGCAGCGCCCUUAUCUAUAAACCUGGAGUUUGGGGGAGGCGCAGAACUGCUCUUUGAUGGAGUAAAGAAACAUACUGUGACUCUUCCAAGCCAAUCAGAACCAUGGGACGUGAAGCAGCUGCUGGUGUGGAUCCAACAGAACCUGCUGAAGGAGCGUCCCGAGCUCUUUGUCCAGGGAGACUCUGUGAGGCCAGGAAUACUGGUACUUAUCAAUGAUGCAGAUUGGGAGCUAAUGGGGGAGCUAAAGUACCAACUGCAAGACCAGGACAACGUGGUGUUCAUUUCAACACUUCACGGAGGAUAGAUAGACAAGAAAUUAGUGCAUUAACAU